AAGCGUCCCCUUGUCCUUCCCUUGCCCCUAUACUAUAGUACAUUAGUACCCCCUCACUAUUAUUGCAAACAAAUCACUGAAUGCUUAGAGAGAGAAAGAGUGAUAAAGUGAUAUAUAGACUCAUAAGAGAGUGAAAAUUCAUGGAGGUUGGCCUGAAGAAGGAAAAGAUGGGGUUUGAGGAAACUGAGCUAAGGCUUGGGUUGCCUGGAAACGGAGCCACAGGGAGUGAAGAAGUCGUAAGGAAGAGAGGAUUUUCUGAUACUGAAGCUGAAACAACCACAGUGGAUUUGAUGCUUAAUCUCUCUUCUAAUAUGGAAGCAACCACUGUGGCAGAUCCGAGUGAUAAGCACAAGACUUUGCCUAAGGAGAAGACCCUUCUGCCUGCAGAUCCAGCUAAGCCUCCGGCCAAGGCGCAGGUGGUGGGUUGGCCACCAGUCCGGUCCUUCCGGAGGAACAUGUUAGCAGUGCAAAAGAGCGUUGGAGAGGAGAGUGAGAAAAACAUAAGCCCUAAUGCAAGCUUUGUCAAAGUUAGCAUGGAUGGAGCACCUUACCUCCGCAAAGUGGACUUGAAGAUGUAUAAGAGUUACCCAGAGCUCUCUGAUUCUUUAGGCAAAAUGUUCAGCUCCUUCACCAUAGGCAAUUGUGAAUCCCAAGGAAUGAAGGAUUUCAUGAAUGAGAGCAAGCUGAUGGAUCUUUUGAACAGCUCUGAUUAUGUCCCAACCUAUGAAGACAAGGAUGGUGACUGGAUGCUUGUCGGUGAUGUCCCAUGGGAGAUGUUUGUUAAUUCAUGCAAGCGUUUACGUAUCAUGAAAGGAAAGGAGGCUAUUGGUCUGGCACCAAGAACGAUGGAGAAAUGCAAGAACAGGAGCUACUAGUGGUUGACCCGUUCCAUCCUUUAUAGUUGUGGUGCUCAGUUGGCUUGCUAACUGAAGUAAGGAUAAGCUGCAGCAGACACAGAUGGACAUAGCAGGGUUUUAAAUUAUAGUUAAUUUGUGUAUCAUUAUGGUUUGUUAUAUAAUAUUUCAAACAAAACAAUGAGAUGCAUGUCUACUAAUUAUGAACAGAAACAUAAUGACUCUGAAUUAUGUUGUUAGACUUGGCUUUCUUAUAUCUUUGCUUGUUUAGUGUGUUUGCUUGCUUUAAUAAUAAUUUUAAUAAUGUGAUUGCCUGUUGUAGCCAGAUUAUAUAUUAUCAUGCUCUAUAU
Abrus precatorius (Indian licorice) is the source of this 1204-nucleotide messenger RNA. Its product is annotated as auxin-induced protein AUX28-like. The transcript is spliced from 5 exons. The record is from RefSeq and is a predicted model, not a curated record. The coding region runs from base 141 to 875 and encodes 244 amino acids. Gene Ontology annotation, molecular function: protein binding. Gene Ontology annotation, cellular component: nucleus. Lineage: Eukaryota; Viridiplantae; Streptophyta; Magnoliopsida; Fabales; Fabaceae. Gene Ontology annotation, biological process: regulation of DNA-templated transcription.